This is a messenger RNA of Candidula unifasciata, 327 nucleotides long. The record is from the annotation of a GenBank genome assembly. Lineage: Eukaryota; Metazoa; Mollusca; Gastropoda; Stylommatophora; Geomitridae.
AUGUCCAAUGUUGCUGUGGCAACGCUUUUCCUACCAAUUCUGGCGCAGCUGGCCCUGAGCACGGGAGUACACCCGCUCUACUACAUGUUUCCCUCCACUUUAGCCUCGUCGUUUGCCUUCAUGCUGCCUGUGUCCACGGCACCCAACGCCAUUGUGUUCGCAUACGGUCGGAUCCGAGUCAUAGACAUGGCUGUGACGGGGCUGGCAAUGAACGUCGUGGCUGUCCCAAUUUUAGUGGGAAUUACCGUUACUGCUGGCAACGCCAUCUUUGACUUCGACAACGUACCUCCGGAGUUCCUCAACAACACAUUAGUUCAGCAAGUCUAG